Orbilia oligospora ATCC 24927 is the source of this 732-nucleotide messenger RNA. RefSeq lists its product as uncharacterized. Lineage: Eukaryota; Fungi; Ascomycota; Orbiliomycetes; Orbiliales; Orbiliaceae. The record is from RefSeq and is a predicted model, not a curated record. Bases 1 to 732 code for a protein of 243 amino acids. The transcript has 2 exons.
AUGGACGCAUUUCCCAGUCCACCGACACAACACAGCUUAUUUGACGAAGAACGUUUAAGAGCCGAGAGAAAACGACAGAAGAAGCAAGCCAAAUUGCAGAAAUCCUCAAAACCCGAAAGAUAUCACCACACACCGGCAUUUGCGGCUCAAUCGUUUGCUUUGACUGCGACACCAGAAAUCUUCUACAAAACAGAGCAAACCCAUAAACUCUCAAGACCAAUACUAGAUCAAGCGAAAACUCGACGGAACCGGGCACCCAGGGUUGUUCAACCUUUUGACGACAGAUCAUCCGGCGAGUAUGAUCGAAAUAAUAUAAUGAACGGUGCAACAGAAAAUGGUCGACAGACACCAACUUGGGGAACAUGGGGGCGAGAAACCCCAAGAUCACCACCACCAAAUCGAUUCAUGACACCAAGUCCCCACUAUGAACUAUUUUCGAGCACAAUUCUAAAUCAAAAUACGGCUGGAACAGCUGGAAGACCUGCUAUCGCUCCAGAAACAUUUACACGGGGACGACCAGAUUGGUCUGAAAUGGACGAAAAGGUUACAAAUAAAGGUUUACGAAGAUCUGGAUCCCUCCAUUCUGCAAAAUCACAAAGACCUGGAACUCAAUCGACCAAAUUCACCACCGUUCUUAAGGGGAAUGCUGUCUUGAGGGUACCACGAGCUGGAGACGCUGAAUCCAUAUAUCAGGGCCGAGGAUGUGUGCCAUGGCGAAUCCGUGCAAUGUAG